CCAGCCUGUUCCUCCGGCCUGAACAAGCACCAUCUGGGUGGCGGGCGGAAACUCGGCUGAGGUUUUCUCAUAAAGCGCUCAGUUCCCUGGUUCCCUCUCCAGGGAGGAGCGGUGACUGGGGCACAGGCUGCAGCCGCCCAUGGGGCUCCGCCUCCUGCUGUGGGGGGCCACCCUACUGUCCGGGGCCUCGGGCUUGGUCCCCGUCUCCUGGCGCUGCGGCUUCCUGGAGUACUGGGACCGGGACUACAGAUGCUGCAGGCGCUGUGUGGAGCGCUUCGGACCCCCCAGAUGUCCAGAUUACGAGUUCACCCGCCACUGUGGGGUCACUGAUGAAGGCAAUCAGCUGGAUUUCCCCUAUGCUCGGUGCCCACCUGGGCUGUGCAACAGGAACUGGGCCGAGCAGUGCGGGCAAUGUCCGGACCAACCUCUGCCCUCAGCCCAACCCCCUGCAGCCCGGGAUGGACACCUCCAAGUCCGCUGUUCUCCAAAACCCAUACCCUCCAGGAGACGGUGCCAGCUGGAAAAUACAACGGUGCCCACGAUGCCCACAGCUCCCAUGGCACCCACAACAUCCUCAUCUCCGAGCCCCCGAGGUCCAGGACCGAGCUCUGGGGAAGGCCCCAGCAGGCCGCCUCCGUCCCCGGUGCCUCCUUUCUUUGCAGGGAGCACGGUCUGGUACGUGGCGGGCGCUGCUGCCCUUCUGGCCGGAGGCCUGCUGCUUUGGGCUGCCGUGCAGACAGGGAGGUGGAGGGCCGACACCAAGAAGGCGGCACAAGCUGGAAAAGUCUGGAAAUUCUUCCCCUUAAGUGAGGGGUCUGUGCCCCCCACUUUGGCCCGCCAGCCCCUCUCGCGACUUCUGGACGAGCUCGAAGUGCUGGAAGAGCUGGUGAUCCUGCUGGACCCUGAACCCGGGCCCUGCGGGGGUUCUGCCUGGGGAACCACUCGCCAUUUGGCUGCCCGCUAUGGGCUCCCGGCCUCUUGGGCCACCUUCGCCUACUCCCUGCGGCCAGCCCACUCCCCGCUCCGUGCCCUGCUGGAGACGGUGACGGCGCGAGAUCCCUCGGCCCAGCUGGGACAGUUGGCCCACCACCUGAGCCAGCUGGGGCGUGGUGACGCGCUGGGGGUGCUGCAUAAGCUCCUUCAGCCGCCCCCUCCCCCCAGCCCGGCCUGGAAGCCCCUUGCCAUGGGGACGGAUCCUUUGUAACAAGAAAUAAACCAGGCUGUCCCUGC
Molecule: messenger RNA, 1230 nt
Organism: Antechinus flavipes (yellow-footed antechinus)
Lineage: Eukaryota; Metazoa; Chordata; Mammalia; Dasyuromorphia; Dasyuridae
Gene: IGFLR1
Product: IGF like family receptor 1
Exons: 5
Coding region: 140-1204 (354 amino acids)
Source: RefSeq, a predicted model, not a curated record